UUGGACACUGUCAUCCGCAGGCUCCCGGCCGCCGCCGACGGUUAACUCCGCGAGCGAGGCGAGGGAGGGGAGCUCGAGCGCAAAAAGAAGGGGGAAGAGCGCGCGCGAGAGGGGUCGGCACGCGCCGCCGCUUCUUCAGUUCUUUUCCGCUCCGUUUGGAAGAAAAUUCCCACUUUUCGGGUUCGGAAGCCCUUGGUCCGGCCGGGGUCCCCUGUGUCCGUUAUCGGUGUCCGCUGCCUCGGACGGAGGGAGAGACACUGCUGCUCGUGGCUGCUCUGUGGUGCGGAACACGCGUGGGGUCACCGGGAGCGGAGAACUGUUGAGUUUUCCCACAGCUAUGAUGAGUAUUUUCAGUGAGGGGAAAAAAAAAAAACUUUGAGUUCACACUUCACCGUGGCGGCCCUGGAAGCUCGAAGAGAUGUCUGCAGCACUGGCUGCUCUUCAGCUUUAACCGGUUUGUUAUGAAAGCACAGACACUGACUGACUGAAACGUGCGUGUGUUUGGUGGAAUCAGGAGCAGCUCUGUCCAGCGCGGGAUGCUGAGGUUACCUUCUUGCUGCUCGAAAGAGGCCUGAGAAGUGAAAGAGGUCCGCCAACGGACACGGAGACACUGAGGGCCAUGUGUGAACACUACUACCUCCCAAUAGCUGGUCCCUGACAUGGGAAAUACCAGCUGCACAUUGUCGCAAUUCUAAAAGGAAUUUUUGUCCAGUUGUUAGCCCUUUCUGUAAAAGCGAUGGCAAGCAAAAGGAAAUCCACUAUCCCCUGCAUGAUUCCGCUGAAAACGAUGCACGUGCAGGAGGAUAAGGAGCAGGAGGAAAGCCUGUCGGACUGUAAAAUGUCACAUUCGACCACCUUCCUCGCUGGAGAGGGCAUGAGCUCCCAGGAGGUCGGCGAGACCUUUGCAUCUGAAGGUGGAAGUGCACAGCGGGAAGGAGGAGCAUACACAUGUCCACCAUGCAGUUUUGAAUCCCAUGACCUAAACCUCUUCCUGGACCAUGUCUACAGCAGCCACACUGGCUUCCGAGCUGAGCCUAGCUUUAUUUGCGUGGACUGUGGAGUGUCUGCUACAAAGUUCGAAGGCUUGGCUCUACACAAUGCCCACACCCACCCCAGUACUGUAAAUACCACCCUUCAGGUGAAGAAAAGAGACCGGAGGAUUAUAGUGGAGCAGAUCCUGGUCAUGAAUGAGGGGUCCAAAGAGUCCGAAAUCUCCAUCACCAAGACGCCUAUCAUGAAAAUGCUGAAGGGCAAGUCAGAGCCCAAGAGGAUAGUGGUGUCCCACGCUGCAGACGAUUUGGACACUCUCUGCAGCAAGGAGACAGAGAAGAUGGAUCCUCCAGCUGUAACACACGUUCCCACCAUAGUGCACAAUGGCGCUUCCACAAAGAGCUCAGUCCCAACAGCCUUACAGGUUGUUAAUGGGUCUGGCGCUUUACCCAUGUUGAAAACAGCCAUCACCCAGGUGGUGUCAGUGGUGCAGAACCGAACAGUUCACCAGCAGUCAGUCCCCCUGACAGCCUCCGCAACAACAUCAUCUUCAUCUUCUCCCUCCUCCUCCACAGGUUCCAGAAAUCUCCCAAAGGUGAUGAUCCCUUUAAGCAGCAUCCCCACCUACAAUGCCGCCAUGGACACCAGCAGCUUCCUAAAGAACUCCUUCAGUAAGUUCCCGUACCCAACCAAGGCUGAGCUCUGCUACCUCACCGUGGUCACCAAGUACCCCGAGGAGCAGAUCAAGAUCUGGUUUACAGCUCAGCGGCUAAAGCAAGGGAUCAGCUGGUCUCCAGAAGAAAUUGAGGAUGCGCGCAGAAAGAUGUUCAACACCAUCAUCCAAACAGCUCCCCCUGUUCCUCAACAGCCACAGCAGCGCCACUCCCACCACAGUGCUGCCCAGCCCACCAUCACUGUCCUGCCUGCCUCUCUAGGCCCCAGCAACAUCCCUCAUAUUCUGCAGGGCAGCCUGGUGGGUCAGGGUGGGGUGAUUGUUACCCAGCCCAUGGUGGCCAACGGUAUCCAGGUCAGCAGCACCCCCAUGGCCCUAGCGGUCACCCCAAAACCACAGGUGGCGGCUAAGCCAGUGAUGCAAGCAAGACCUACAGCUGCGUUGGUUGCAGACAAGGUAGCGGGCACGGCUGCGGGAAGCAGCAGCAGCGUUAUCAUCAGUAGCAGCAGCGGCUCCGGAAAUCCGGCAAGCAGCACCGGGAACACUGCUAGCUCCACCGGGAACACAGCUAGCAACAGCAGCAGCACCAGCACCACUGCCAACAGCAGCAGCAGCAGCACUAGUGUCAGUACCACCAGCAGCACCAAAAGCACUACGACCAGCACCAUAAGCCACACCAGUGUUAUUAGCAUUGGCAGUGGAAACAGCAAAAUCAACAACCACAGCAGCAGUAAAAGCAGCCAAAAUGGCAGCAGCAACAGUAACAGCAAUGACACCAGCAGUAGUAGUAACAGCAGCAGCAAGAGUAAUAAAAUCAGCAACGACGAUGGCGUGAGCAGCAGUGAGGAAAAGAUGGCUGACCCAUUGCCACCUGUGCUCAACACUACCCACAGCUCCCGCACGCUUCCCAGCAGCUUUCUGGACCCCAGCUUUUAUAAGAACAAGAAGUCACAGGAGCAGCUGAGCGCACUCAAGCAGAGCUUCAUCCGCUGCCAGUUCCCCAAUCAAGAGGAAGUGGAGCGGCUCACCAAAAUAACAGGUUUGACGGUCCGAGAGGUACGCAAGUGGUUUAGUGACCGGCGCUACCACUACCGCAACCUGAAGGGCUCGCGUUCCAGCUCAGGGAGCCUCUUCAGUGGAAACUCCCUCCUGGACUUUGCCGACAGCCCCACCUCCUCAGACACAUCCAAAUCCCACAGUCCUCUGCAGCAGCAGCAGCAGCAGCAGCAGCAGCAGCAGCAGAUGUCCCCACCAGCCCCUCACCCACGCCGGGUCUCCCGGCAGCAAACCCCAGAUUUCACUGCCAUCCGUUACAAGGAGAGGGACCCUCACCAGGUGCGGGCCCUGGAAGCUAGUUUUUCGCAGAAUCCUAUGCCCUCUGGCGAGGAGGUCGACAGACUGCGUGCCGAGACGAAGAUGACUCGGCGAGAGAUCGAUGGCUGGUUCUCUGAGCGGCGGAAGAAAGUAGCAGCUGAGAAGAAGAGGGAGGAAGCGGAGAAGGCAGAGAGGGAGGAAGACGGUGAGGGUAUCGCAGAGGAGGAUAUGGCGAUAAAAGAAGAGUCAUCGUCUUCACAGGAAGAUGCACUGGGGCAGCAGCAAACCAAGGAUGAGAAACAAAAGGACGAUACGCUAGGCUCUGAGCCCAAAGUGAAUCCCAUAAAGAUAAAUUUGAAAAUGCUCAAAGUAACCGAGUCCAACAGUAAGGCUGAGGCAGAGGUCAGUCCACCCAGACGGGCAGAGAGCCCCAAAACUCCACCUUCUUCCAUGUCUACCCGCGGCAAAAAGACCCCCGACCAGCUGCACUUGCUGAAGCAGGUGUUCGCCCGCACCCAGUGGCCCAGCAGCCCUCAGUACGACGAGCUGAUUGCCAAGACCGGCUUGCCACGGCCCGAGGUGGUGCGCUGGUUCGGAGACAGCCGCUACGUCUACAAGAACGGCCAGCUCAAAUGGCUCGAGAGCUACCAGCAAAUGGCAGAGGAGGAGGACUACAGGAGGGGUGACAUAGAAGUAUUGAAGAAGCACCUGACCACCCAUGGGAAGCUGGAGGAGGAGCAUGUUAAGGGACUCGUGGAGUCCAGCCAUCUCAACGAGGAGCUGGUGCGGCGGUGGUUUGCCACACGAUCGGCCCUGAUGGAGGGUAAAGAUGCCGAAGAGCUGGAUGGCAUGGAGCCGACGACGACACUGCAGCAGAGCCACGGAGAGAGCGCUGGUUCCCCCAGAGCCCCAGUCACAAAUGAGGAAACGGCAUACGCUACCGAAGCCCAGUCUGUGAAUCCCGAACAAGGGACAGACUGAGGUGGAGCCGUAGACGAGCCCGCGAGGACAGGAGCGCCUGGGGUUUGUAGAAGGCCUUCAGAGAGUGUUCGUCGUAAAGACGAACAGCAACAUGCGUGAUUGUAACCAUCAGGAUGGCUGGAAGGACCGAUCCCCUAUACUCACCCUUUUUCUCAAGAAGCACAGGGGCCUCCAGCUGCUUGGGGGGUCCCUGCUGAGAGGGGCAGAGGCAUGGACUCCAUAUACCACAUGGAGGAAAGACAGAUGGAAUGGAUGCCGAGUAGGUCAGUCCUAGCUAAGGAUCCCCUAGGACUGUGGAGAAGGACUCUUGUGAAGAGUACGGGGUGCACAGUAAGAACUGGAGCAGAUUGUUUUGCAUCAUGCGUGACAAGUGUCUAGAAAAAGUGUCUUGCAUUUCUUACAUUGUAGGAACCCAUACCUUAGCACAACCUUAAGUUUUCCUCAUCUUGGAUUUUCCAACAUCCGUUAUUCAUUAAGAUGACCGUAUACAAUGUCAAAGUUCUACCAGAACUCAAAAUACCUAGGCCUAUUGUAUCAUUUUUACAGAUCUGACUAUUUGCAGAAUAAACCGAUUAUAACACCAUCAGAGUAGGAUGUUUUUUUUUCCUGAGCAUCUUUAAUAAGAAAUACAAGCACAGGCUGCAGCCAUAUUUAUACAU
Scleropages formosus (Asian bonytongue) is the source of this 4617-nucleotide messenger RNA. It is a transcript of the gene zhx3b, whose product is annotated as zinc fingers and homeoboxes 3b. NCBI's taxonomy places the organism in Eukaryota, Metazoa, Chordata, Actinopteri, Osteoglossiformes, Osteoglossidae. Gene Ontology annotation, cellular component: nucleus. Gene Ontology annotation, molecular function: DNA-binding transcription factor activity, RNA polymerase II-specific; DNA binding. The record is from RefSeq and is a predicted model, not a curated record. The coding region runs from base 737 to 3958 and encodes 1073 amino acids. The transcript is spliced from 3 exons. Gene Ontology annotation, biological process: regulation of transcription by RNA polymerase II.